UCUAAACUGAUGAUCCAACGAGCAGCCAAGGGAGUGGCGUCAGUCAAGUUCUUUGAGCUCUGCGAGGUGCCUCUUGGCGCUGCUGAUUACUUCGCCCUCUGCAAGAACUUCCACACUCUGGCCAUGGAGGGCAUUCCCGCGUUUGGGGCUUCCAAUAGAGGGGCGGGUUACCGCUUUGUUACGUUAAUAGAUGUGAUGUACGAGCACAAGACGCGCCUGGUCUGCUCUGCAGAGGGCACGCCCUUUGAGCUCUUUGAGCGCGUGGUUACCAUCGCAAACGCGCCACGUAGGACGGCUGCCAGGUCAGCAAAGACCGAGGACGCUGAUGUGGCGGUGGACGAUGAGCUGGGAUUCGCUAAGGAUCGUACGGUCAGCAGGAUGAUGGAGAUGCAGAGUACCGAGUAUGAGCAAGACAAUGCAGCAGCAUACAAGCACAUGUUACCGCAACAACAUUAAUUGGUUCAACUUGCAGCAAUAAAAAUAUGUGCAUCUU
Closterium sp. NIES-67 is the source of this 493-nucleotide messenger RNA. Lineage: Eukaryota; Viridiplantae; Streptophyta; Zygnematophyceae; Desmidiales; Closteriaceae. The record is from the annotation of a GenBank genome assembly.